AUGGAGCCAGAGCGCGAGCACGCCGAGCAUGCGGAGCAGGAGGAGCAGGACGAGCAGAGGACAUGGUCUUGCACAUGUCCGCAGGGCAGCUGGCUCGAGACCCAGGCCUCGGCGGUCGAGCCCAUGGAGCCCCACUUCGCGCCGCCCGCCCGCCGGCAGGAACCCCUCAGCCCUCGUCGCGCCGAGAGCGACGCCGCCUCCACCUCGGAGGCCCUCGAGGAGAUCAGAGCCCUCGAGGAGGGCGCGGUGCGCGCCGCCGCGCCCGUGGUCGACGCCUCGGUCGCAGCGGAGGCCUCCGGCGCGGGCGGGGACGCCCUGGGCGCUGGCGCCCACCAGGAGCUGGCGGCUGACCCGCCGCAGGGCUCCGAGGCGCUUCCGCCGCGCAGCGAGCCGCCGCCGGCGCGGUGGCCCGGCGCGCCGCCCGUGGCGCGCAGCUACCCGGCCAGCCGCGUACCCAGCCCGACGCCCGCAGGCCACGAGCUGGCGGCCGCGUCUCGCACGGCGUCCACGGACGCAGCUGGUCGGCCGCAAGCGCCAGCAGGCAGCGGAUCCACCGCCACCGCUGCCGCCGAGGCGGACCCGGCGAUCUUGGCGCUGCAGUUCACGUGCCCGAUCUGCCUGGAGAUCUGCGAGGACUGCGUCGAGACGCCGUGCUGCCACAACCUGUUCUGCCGUCAGUGCCUCCUGUCCGCUGAGCACCGCAUCGAGCGCUGCCCGAUGUGCAAGAGUGGCCUGGAAGCUGGCGCCGUGGUGGCCAAUGUCCCAGUGCAGCGGAUGAUCUCGGACAUGCCCUGCUCCUGCCGAUUCGAGGGCUGUGGCGCGCAGCUGAGCCGCCGGAGCCGGGCACAGCACGAGGCCCAGUGCAGCUUCAUGCCGGUGCGCUGCCGCUUCUCCCCGAGUUGCGCGCCCCUGCUCAGAUGGCAGCUGGCUCAGCACGAGGCCGCUGAUUGCCCCUGCCGGCCGAUCGCCUGCCCGAAGGAGUGUGGGCGCUUCGUGCCGCUCAACUGCCUCGAGGAGCACCUCGAGCGCGAGUGUCCACAGGCGGUGUGCCGCUGCGACCACUGCGCCGCUCCCGUCCGCCGCACCGACCUGCGGGAGCAUCUGCAGCACUGCCCCAUCGUGAGGGUCCCCUGCGGCCUGCAGGAGCAGGAGACGCAGUCACGUUGCGCCUUCUGCUGCGAGCGGCGCCACCUCGCCGAGCACCGCCAGGCCUGCGCUUUCCGGGAGGCCGCCUGCCGGCACGAGGGCUGCGCGCACGUGACGACGGUGCGGCUGCUCCAGGAUCACGAGGAGCAUUGCCGCUGGCGGCUGGCGCCGUGCCCAGACUGCGGCGCCGAACUCUGCCUUGGCUUGCUGCAAGAGCACCUCGAGACGAGCUGCCCAGAGCACCCCAUUGCGUGCCCUUUCGCGGCGUACGGCUGCGAGGAAUUCGUCCUCAGGAGGCUGGUUGACGAGCAUCUUCACCAUGGCGCCGGCAGGCACCUGGCGCUGCUUUGCUCGGCCGUCCAGGCUCGGGACCUGGAGAUCGAGUCCCUGCGGGCAGAAAUGCGGCGCCAGCAGCGCGACGUGGAGCGGAGGUUGGCGAGGCUGGAGCAGCCAGAUAGAAGGUUCAGCACUGGACUGCUCCCACCGCUGCCGCCCGGGGUUGGUGCCCCGCCAGUGAGGCUCUCCGUGGGCGCCGACGCGCCGUUUCCGCCGUCGAUUGAGCUGACGCCGCCGCCUCCACCGAACGAGCUGGCGCCGCCCCCGCCGCAGCUCCGCAGGGUGGGGGGGCCGCGGGCGAUGGGCGAGGUACCCCCGCCGCUGAGGCCCCCGACCCCAAGUCAGUGGCCGGAGUCGCCCUCCGCGCAAGGGUUCGCGCCCACGUCAUCCGCCAUCGCCGGCGCGUUCGACAUGUACCCCGGCACGCCGUGGGACCAAGACCUGGCCAUCGCGCCGCCGAUGGCGCUGCAGCCGUUGAUGCUGCUGCGGGAGGGCGGGGUGUCCCAGGUGCCCGUGUUGUUCACGUCGCGGCAGGGGCGCCGGCCUGCAACCAGCCACGGGGUGCCCCCACCUGCAGGAGUGCUCCGGCGUGGCUUCGGGGUGGGCGGCGGCGUGGGCUACAGGACCCCGCGGGCACCGGUGCCGCCCUCCCCGCCGCCGUUCGCGUCCCACGGCGUGCCCGCAGACGGGGCCACCGCUGCUCCGCAGCCGGAGCCGUCGCAGUCGCUCGGGCCAGGCUCCAGCGGUGCGGAGAGCUCGCCUUCGAGGGCCUCGGGGCUCGUCGCAGGUGCCAGUCCUCCGCCUCCCAGCGACUUCCACCACAGCCCGGUGCUCGACGCCCUGGGCCCCGCGGCGUCGCCCAGCGAGCCGCCCCUGCCCCCAGGCGCCCCGCCAGCGGUGCCGCUGCAGCUGGGGCCCCCUCUCUCCGGCCCCGAGCUCCCGCCGACGGUGCCGUCGUCCCCGGCGCCCGCGGCGCUGAACCUGCCGCCGCCCCAGCCGCCGGCGUCGCCGCUGCCAGCGACGCUUCUGCAGCAGGACCAGGGAGACGCCCUGCUCGACGCCAUCGUGGAGAGCGAGGAGCCGGGCUCGUCCGGACACACUCCGCGAUACAUGUAGGCUCACCUCCUCGCCCCGCGCGAGGCCUCGCGCAGGCAGGGGAGACGCCCUCCUGCUGAUCGAGGCCCUCCUCGCUCUUCCUGCCGAGCCCUGAGAUCCGACGUUGCAAAAAAAAACAUCGCCAAAAUCUCAGGGGAGCCCCACGCUGGUCCUCCUCCCGUGCGGAGCGCGCUGGCCUUUUCAGUACUUCACAACUGUUGCCUUGGUAGUUCUGGUAGGCUCUUCGCGCUGGGUGGUGCGUGCGGUCAACCCAGCAGCUCGCGCGUACACCUUCAGCCAACA
Messenger RNA from Prorocentrum cordatum, 2880 nucleotides. Lineage: Eukaryota; Dinophyceae; Prorocentrales; Prorocentraceae. The record is from the annotation of a GenBank genome assembly.